Molecule: messenger RNA, 3823 nt
Organism: Syngnathus acus (greater pipefish)
Lineage: Eukaryota; Metazoa; Chordata; Actinopteri; Syngnathiformes; Syngnathidae
Gene: osbpl6
Product: oxysterol binding protein-like 6
Exons: 23
Coding region: 126-3245 (1039 amino acids)
Cellular component (GO): perinuclear endoplasmic reticulum; plasma membrane; cytosol
Molecular function (GO): cholesterol binding
Source: RefSeq, a predicted model, not a curated record
UACCCCAUUGAUUGAUUUGGAGCACCUCAGUUGAAAUUUCCCCAUUUCAGAGGUUUACAACACCGUUAUAACCUCCAGAAUGACUUCUAUUCUGAGUCUUACAAUGCCGCGUUUUGAACCAGCAUAUGUCCGCACGCUCCAUUCCGUUGCUUUGUUCCCACCCAAAGCCGAUCCUGCUGCAGGGAGGAGCUAGCAGAGUGCGGCUGAGCCGAGCCGAGCAUCACAACUCGCAUACGAGGAAACGGGCAAACACAGCACUUUUACCAUCCCCGACUUCCGACUGUGUUCUGGCCUACGUGCAAAAACAUGCCUGCUGCGAGAAAUUGAUAUGGACUUUCGUUGAAACGGCUUACCUUGUGGAAGUGGACCGUCGCUUAGCAGGCAGAGGAGCUGCUCGAUUGUUUCCUGCGCCAAGAACUGUCAAGACAUGGUCAUUACACCACCGCAUCUGUGAUGACAACCGAGCAUCAAGUAAGCGGCUAAUCUGCAGAUCUACCAUGUCCCACUCGCAGCGAGGCGCGCACGGCCGCGCCAUGAGCUCUGAGGAGAAGAACCCCGGGAUGGUCAACAAAACCUCCACGCCGGUACACAAGAGCGCGUCGUCCUCAUCCUCAUCCCAACGUGACAGUCGGCAGGAGGCAGACAGCUGGGAAAUCAUCGAGGGGCUGAAAAUCGGUCAGAGCCACGUCCAGAGGCCAGAUAAACACGAAGGUUUUAUGCUGAAGAAGCGGAAAUGGCCUCUGAAAGGCUGGCACAAGCGUUUUUUUGUUUUGGACAAUGGUAUGCUGAAGUACUCCAAGUCCCCCAUUGAUAUCCAGAAACGCAAACUGCAUGGCAGCAUCGACGUCGGCCUCUCUGUGAUGUCCAUCAAAAAGAAGGCUCGCCGUAUCGACUUGGACACGGAGGAGCAUAUCUAUCACCUCAAGGUGAAAUCCCAAGACAUCUUCGACGCCUGGGUGUCCAAGCUACGACAUCACCGCCUUUACCGACAGAACGAGAUCGUCCGAUCUCCUCGGGACGCCUCCAUGCGGAUGUUCCCUUCGUCUGCCGUCGCAGAGUCCCCGCAAGCGGCUUCGAGCGUCGGACAUGACGCCAAGCAUGCGAAAGGCAGCGGGUCGCCAUGGCAAACAUCAGCGACCACCCACAGCAGCUUGCCCAUCUCCUACAGCAACGGUCAGAGCAAGGUGGCCGCCUGGCUGCAAGAAUCCGAGGAGAUGGACAAAUGUGCAGAAGAUCUCGCUCGAUGCCAGUCCAACCUGACUGAGUUGAGUGGACUCUUGAAGAGUUUGGAGAUUCUACAAAGGACUCAGUCGGCACCUAACUUUGCAGAUAUGCAGACCGCUUGCGUAGAAUUGUCAAAGAAAGAAAAGCGCAUGAACAGAAGAUGGAGGACAAAAAGUGUCGGCAAAGAUGCUAAGUUCCAGCUUCAGGUCCCGCUGUCAUCCAGCAUGUCGCCUGUCCGCCUCCACUCAUCCAACCCUAACCUCUGCGCCGAGCUGGGGGACUUCCAAGCUCCCGCCUCCCGGCUGACAGACAGCGUUGAGUCCACCUGCGACUACAUUAAACUACAAGAGGAAUUCUGCACCAUUGCCCAAAAAGUCCACACUCUGCUCAAGUCGGCCUUCAACACGGUAGCCAUAGAAAAAGAAAAGAUCAAGCAGAUUCUGUCGGACCAAGACCAGUCCGACCCAUCGACCCAGAUCCACUCCCUCAGGAAGUCUCUGUCACAGGCCAUGACCCAAAACGCAGAACUACGAACCCGGUUGAACCGCAUCCACUCAGAGUCUGUCCUGUCGGAGCAAGUCGUCAGCGUGAAUAUCAUUUCCACUCCUGAUGAGGUAGUAGAGCAGAUGGGAAUCCCGCUGACUCAGCAGGCCUCUAAUGAGAGCCGGCUCUCCAUGUCGGAGUCUGUUUCCGAGUUUUUUGACGCCCAGGAAGUGCUCCUAUCGGCCAGCUCGUCAGAGAAUGAGGGUUCAGACGAUGAGUCAUACGUCAGCGACGUGAGCGAUAACAUCUCAGAGGACAACGCCAGCGUGACCGACAACGUUUCCAGACAAAUGGCUAACGGAGACUUUGCCGGCUGUGCCUUCCGUAACGGACGGCGCAGCUGUCUACCGGCGCCCAGCCCCGACACGGGUAACAUCAACUUGUGGAACAUCUUGCGAAACAACAUCGGCAAGGACCUGUCCAAAGUCUCCAUGCCCGUGGAGCUCAACGAGCCUCUCAAUACGCUGCAGCGCAUGUGUGAAGAGAUGGAGUACAGCGAGUUGCUGGACAAGGCUGCUGAGACGGAGGAUCCCUUUGAACGCAUGGUUCUGGUCGCCGCCUUCGCUGUCUCAGGCUACUCAUCCACUUACUACCGAGCAGGAAGUAAGCCAUUCAACCCACUCCUCGGAGAGACGUACGAAUGUAUAAGAGAGGACAAGGGCUUCUGUUUUUUCUCAGAACAGGUAAGCCACCACCCUCCCAUCUCCGCCUGCCACUGCGAGUCCAAGAAUUUCACCUUCUGGCAAGAUGUGAGAUGGAAAAACAAAUUCUGGGGGAAAUCCAUGGAGAUCUUGCCAAUUGGGACAGUGAGCCUCAUGAUUCCCAGGUUUGGAGAUCACUACGAAUGGAACAAAGUCACCACGUGCGUCCACAACAUCCUCAGCGGGCGUCGGUGGAUCGAACACUACGGCGAGAUCACCAUCAGGAACACAAAAAGCAGCGCUUGCCUCUGCAAACUCACUUUCGUCAAGGGGAACUACUGGAGUUCUAAUGUUAAUGAGAUCCAAGGAUUUGUGAUGGAUCAGGAAGGGAAAGUCAUCCACAGGCUUUUUGGGAAAUGGCACGAGGGGGUUUACUGUGGCGUCCCACCUUCUGCCAAAUGUAUCUGGAGGCCAGGCUCCAUGCCCACCGACUACGAGCUAUACUACGGCUUCACCAGGUUUGCCACUGAACUCAACGAACUUUGUCCCGAUCUUAAAGACGUCCUGCCGCGAACGGACGCACGCUUCAGACCCGAUCAAAGGCACUUAGAAGAGGGGAACUUGGAGCUGGCCUCUUCCGAGAAGCAGCGAAUUGAAAACCUGCAGAGGACCAGGAGGAAGUGGAAUGAAGAUAAUAAUAUCAAACAGGAGCCCCGCUUCUUCAAGAAAGUGGUUGACGCUAAUCACAGGGAACGAUGGGUCUCCAACAACUUAUACUGGGAGCUGCGCAAGAACCCUGGUUUCAUCAACAUGGAGCCUACAGUGAGCCUGUGGUAACACACGGCCCUUCGCUCCGCUCUCCACAUUCAGCGUCUGACUGCACACUUAAGAUGUGAGGAGACUCAUUAAAACAAGCACUUGGACGCGAGCGACAACCCCCCCAUUGAAGGAAACCUCACGGUCACCUUCACCGUCCUUGCAAAGGUUAUGUCGAAUUUUACUCAGCUUCUCUAACGACUCCCAAGUCGGCCUUAAACGCGGACGGCUAUACUUAGCUACGACCACAUGCAUGCUUAGAGAGCUUUCACUGGCUUCCAGCCAUACUUAUUACAUCGUUAAUGUUGUAGAAAAAUAGAUAUUUUUAUAAAAUAUCUUGGCAGAUUUUAUUUAUUUUUUGCCUUUUAAUACGGUUUGUGACGGGGAACAAGUUGUCAAACCACACAGCUGAGGAUCUAAUGACAUGUGAAGAUGUUCAGCGGGGCCCACCCACACCCACACACGUCACACACAUUUUCUAUUACUAACCACUUAUCAACUGUGGCUAAAUCUGGAGCACCCCAAUCCAAAUUGCUUUGACGUCAGAGCCGAGAGAGGUCCUGGCAAACAAUCUCAUUCAUUCAUUGACUGAAAAAGAC